AUGCUGUCGCACCUAUUCCAUCGGCGGGCGCCGUCAAACCCGACCUCGCCCAUCCCCGAGCACGCCCCCGGGUGGGAUGCUGUCGCGCAACGCGAGCACCCGCAGCAACCCCCUCGCGAUGUCUCACCACGCCCCGAUACACGCCCACGUUCCCCAAAUUCCUCGAAGCUUCCGCCAACUUUACCCCCCAUCACCCGCGUGGCGUCGAGCGGCUCCGAUCAUUUCUUUACCCCACAGAACGAUGCCCCACCACCGUCCCAAGACACCCGCCAGGUCCCGGCCCGUGCUGGUUACAGCGAGGAAAAUAAGGCCGGCUUCAUCGGCGGGGUUGCCCUGCAAAACUAUCGAAAAGCCGCCCGAGAACCACAGCAAUCGCAGGCAUUACAAGGCCCCGGCGAUGGGAUGACCAUGGCUGGCCAAGUCCCAGGCAACCAGCUCUCGCGGUCCAAACCCCCGCCUCCCCCAAUUAAUACCGGCGUCGCUGCUCUCCCGGCAGCCCAAGGCAACAAGCACACCAAGUCUUCGUGGUUCUCGACACCGACCGACCUUCAAGGGUCGGGGGGAGGCGGGAAACGGCCGGCUGGGACACGGCUCAUAAGCGAACCCGCAUUCGUUCCCGCUUCAGAGCCGCAGAAGGGGAGAAAGGGCCUGCCGUUUCUAAAGAACCCCAUGUCGUCCCUGUUGAUGAGGAGGAAAACAGCCCAUUCUGCCGUGGAGACUCAACCUCUGGCCCCGACCUACGACCCCCGAAUCAAAGGCACACGGGUCCAUGACUUUAGCGCCCCCAGACCGAAGAAGACAUUGUCGGGUGAUGCAGUCUCGACGACCAAGCAAGAGGGUGUUUCACCCAUUUCUAAGCUUGCAGAUGGUGGCGAGGCCGGGAGACCUUCUUUUACGGGAGGGCCUACUGUGUAUUCGCCGGCGGAGCCCGCCCAGGGUGCCGCUGACGUGCUCAAGUAUAGCCAGAACUGUGAUCCACAGCUGGGACCAGAAGCAAGAAGAAUGUCGUCAAGCACGGUCCGGCCGGGCGAUUCCGUGUCGCUUGCACCACCAGGUGACGCUUCCAGUUUGCGUACAUCAUCCUCAGGCGCUUCUGGAAAAACACGGGUCGCCACUCGCCCAUCCACCACCUCAACAUCCAUCAGGACCACCGCAUCUCGCCAAUUGUCCAAAUCGAACAUGUCAAGGGGGAAUUCCGUUGCGUCGGCCGUGCCAAAACACAUGAAGAGCACCUCCUCGAGGUUCAGCUUUGACAUGAUCGGUGCCGCCGAGGAGGAGAGGGUGCUGGAGGAGCGCCACAGACAACGGGAGCAGGAUAAAAAGACAUCAGACGGGCCGAGCGAUAGCCGGUUUGACGAAUUAGAUGAAGAUUAUGACUACGACGCGAUGAUGGAUGACGGCGGGCUCGAGGAGGAGAUACCCGGUGUCAAUGUCGACUACGACGACUACGACGGUUACGACGACUAUGGGGAGGCCGACCCCGAGGCCGACCUCGAUGACCCGGACAAUGAUCAAGAAAACUUUGCUGGGUUUACUUUCCAGCGCUCCAAUCCCGUAUCGGCACUCGCGAGCCCGCACACCCCAGCCAUGCUGGCGACGCCACGAGAUGCGGCCGGGCAACGCUAUCGGCUUUGCCACGACCAAGGACACUACCCCCACCACCGAGUCUCCCAUGGGGCGGCCACACAAAUAGCGGCGGCGUCGGGCAAAUUUGCAAGGAGCGCCUCGCCCGAGGCGUUAGCUGCGUCGGAAGACACAGCCCUUAACGAGCUUGACGGUUACGAGGACGCCGAGGACAACGGAUACAUAGAUGACUACGCUGACGAUCUGGGAGACGGUUUCGACGAUUUCGAUUUUGAUGACGAAGCUAUCAUUGCCGAAGCUAACGCCAGCGCCCUCGCCAACGACUCAGACGGGUUUUACGGCCAAGAAUUCGGCUUCUACUCGGCCCCUCUAGCCCACCAAUCCCACGGCAACAGCCACCACCAGCCCGCGGCCACCACUACUACCGCCACCUCAUCAUCCGGCGUGCUCACAAGCGAAAACCUCUUCCAGUAUGCCAACGGCGGCUUCUUCGGCUCUUCUACUGCCAGCAUAGACCGCAGUGGCUCUGGCCGUGUCGUCCGCGAGCCCAACCUCACACCGAUCACGGAGCGCUCCGAGUAUUCCAACCGCAACUCGGUCAUGAGUUUCACCCUCCCGCCUGCCAUCAGCAGCGAGCGCAACUCGAUGGUCUCGCCCCCUCUAGCCCAACUUGCGCUCCUAGCCGCCGACGCCGACGCCGACGACCCGAACAUGCAAAUAGCGGCACUCAUGAAGCGGCGCCGCGCAUGGGGCGGCUCGCAGCCCAGCUUGGUCUCGUCGCGCGAGGGAAGUCCCAGGUCGGAGAGGGCCUCGCUACCGCCGCUGGACGGCGGCGGAUCCCCGUACGGCACCGUCCCCGCGCAUCUGGCGGGCCAUGUGAGGGUCAACUCGAACUUGUCGUUGUUGAGUUCCUCGGAGGUGGCUGAGGACAGCGGACGACAUACCCCUGGCAGUGGCAUGGUGAGCCCGGUGCCGCCCGGCCUGGCCUCCGGGAUGGCGUCGCUCCGGGGCCAGGGCCUUGCGCAGGGGAUUGUGUUGCCGCCGCGGCCGGGGAGUGCGGGCGCCGUGGUGAAUGGGAGUGGUAGUGGCGGUGGCGGUAGCGGGACGGAUGGCAUGACCGUGCCUCCACUUCCGCAACGGCCGCACUCGCUGUUCCUGCCGCCGCAGUCGCCGCUGUCGGUUCUGUCGCCGACUGCCCAACCUAUGCCUGUUUCUGGGCCUGUGCCGGUCGGCGGGAGCGCGUGCUCGCCUGUGCUGGAGGGCGAGGAGGUCGAUGGGGAGGGUGUUGCUGUGGGCGGCGCCAUUUAUUCUGCGGGUGGGUAUAUGCUGGCGCCCGCUUUGCCGCUGCGAGCUGGUAAUGGUGGUGACGCAGCGGAGUUGUCGUUGCAGCAGCAGCAACAGCAGCAGCAGGGAUUUCCCCGCCAGCAGGGGGUCCAGCAUGUUCGUAAGGGGUCGGCGGAGAGUGUCUCGUACCACGUGGAGAAAGAGGAUGGGGGAACACUACGCUUCAUCUCGUCUUCAACCAACCCACAACCAACCCACAAAGCGGGAACAAAAGAAAUGUGGUCAGGAGGCGGAUUCCCGUCCAUCGGCGGCUUCGGCGGCUUAAACCGCUGCCGGGGAUGCGACCACCCACGACCAGCCUACACCGGGGGCUACAGCUCAGUGCGGUCGAACCUGGGCACCAUGCUCACGCACUCCAAAUACAUCGGCUGCGAGGUGUGCACCAUCCUGUCGGACGGCAUCCUCAAGUUCCUUGAGGACAACUCGUGCGGGGUUACGCGAGAUGAUGUGAAUGACGUGCAUUUGGAUUUCAACUUGGCUGCCACGAGGCGGAGUAUCGAGGUGGUGUUGUUGCAGACGCCCGUGAAGUUGACGUUUUAUGCGUCAGAGAUCACCCCAUGGCUUGCGGACAACAUGCCCGAUCUCCCCGUCGGAAAGGAGAUCCCGUCCACAACGGCCUCCGAGGAGACCCUGGCCUGGGCGGUCCGAGAGCUCGACCACUGCAGGCAGAAUCAUGAGGCCUGCAACAGCUUUCCGCCUGCGCCGCUUCCGAGCAGGGUCUUGGAUCUGCGCGCGGACGGCGAGAGCGGGGUGCGUCUGUACGUGUCCCAAGGGGAAACCUCCCCGUAUGUGGCCCUCAGCCACUGCUGGGGACCGCGUCCCUUUUUGCGAACUCUGACUGGCAGCUUGGACGAGCACAAAGCUGAGAUCGCUUGGUCACGUCUUCCCCGCAACUUUCAGGACGCAAUCGAGUUCACCCGCAAGCUGGGGAUUCGGUACCUGUGGAUUGACAGCCUCUGCAUCAUCCAGGACGACAUUGAGGACUGGCGAUACGAGGCUGCCCAGAUGGGGUCGGUCUACCGGAACGCGACCCUUGUAAUAUCAGCAGCCAAAUCCGAGAGCGCAUACGGCGGGCUCUACGCCGAGAUGCCGGAGAAACACAGGACCUACACCGUCACAUUCACCCCUGGACAGGACGACGAUGACGACGAUGACGACGACGAUAGAUCCACCUCCCACUGCAACAGCGACGACGAGACCAACAACAUCACCACCACCACCACCACCAACAACAGCAACCCACCCAAACCCAAACCCCCUCCCGAACAAAUCCACUUCCGCGUCUCCCUCUCGCACCCCCACCGCCUCCUCUCCCACCACCACGCGCCAACCUCCUCCCUCCCCAUCUUCACGCGCGGCUGGAUUCUGCAAGAGCGCUUCCUCUCCCCGCGCAUCCUGCACUUCGGCCCGGAAGAGCUCUCCCUCGAAUGCCUGACCACCACGACCUGCCAAUGCACACCCCCCACACUCCCCCGACUCCCCCACCGGCCGUCGGCCUCGCCGUCACCGACGCUUCGGCCCGGGCCUGGGUUCACCCUACAUGUUGGACCGCCACGCCCCGCCCCCCACCAGUAG
Molecule: messenger RNA, 4503 nt
Organism: Chaetomium globosum CBS 148.51
Lineage: Eukaryota; Fungi; Ascomycota; Sordariomycetes; Sordariales; Chaetomiaceae
Exons: 4
Coding region: 1-4503 (1500 amino acids)
Source: RefSeq, a predicted model, not a curated record